CAAGGCUCUUUUUAAGUUUUUUGUGUUUUUUAAUUGCUUAUUUUAGCAUAAAAUGUCGAUAAAAUCAUCAGAAGAUGAGCCAGAAAAAAUUAAUAUCAAUUUAAUGACCUUAAGAAAGCCGACCGAAUUGAAAAAAGUCAUCGACUCCGUUCCGAAACCAAAUCGAGCUGUUCCCGAGAAUGGAUUACCAAUGUGGUACAAGUUAGGGUUAGAAUGCAAGUUGCCAGUACCACACAUACCCGCGGGGAAAAUUGUAUUUUCCCGUGGAAAAAUUGGUGAAGAUGUCUUCCGGAAAGGCCUCGGUGCAGGUCCUCAGCCGACCUUUGACCUGUCAGAUCCUCACGGCCACAGCGUCAGCACAGAGUACGUGCCCAUCCACGACCCUCAUCUGACUCACCACUUCUCACGUAAACCGGCUCGCAACUUGAUGAUAUCGCUGGGCAACUGCACGAAAGACGGUCGUGCUAUAUGCACGCUGAAAGAAUUCAACCAGUAUCGAAAAUUUCUGUACAACAAAUUUAUGGAUAGAAUCCAUAUGGAGAUAAAGAAGUUGGAUGAACGAGCCAGAGACGAUUUAGUUUUGAGAAGAGUAGAAGCAGAUGUCGCUAGGAGAAAACAAGUUUUUAUAAGAAGAGAGCGCGCCAGGGAACACUUGGAGAAGGUGGCGCAAGAGCAUGCCGACGAAUUUGCGGAAAAGAAGAGGCUGGCCAAAGAACGCGAGAAAAAGGUCAGAGCACGAAUUAAGUAUUUAGCAGAGUUCAAUGAGAAGAACAGAAAAGAAAGGGCACAAAAAGCGAGAGAAAAAGAAAAUCAAAUUAAACAACGCGUGCACGCGGCUGCCGAGUUAGAAAUACGAAGGAAGAUCACAAUGAUCCGCUUGUGGAGGAGCAACGAGAAGAAGAGGCUUAAUACUUUGAAGUUGGAACAAGAUCUUAAGCAAAGGAUGUUAGAGGCUGAGGCUGAAAACAAAUGGAAAGCCCGAGUGGAAUCUCAACACCAGAAAAUAAUAAAUGACGCUCUUCUUCUCAAAAUAUAUAUGGAAGACAUGAAAGCAGCUGCAAGAAGGAGAGCCAAACGAGCCGAAGAAUAUGCUUACAACACGGAUUUGGAAUUACAACGCAUCAGAAUGGCCAAUUGGAGAAAACUUCAUGGCAGUGUGGCCACGGGUAACAGAGAUGUUCUGAUUAGAAAAAUGGGUGCGGAGUUUGAGAAGUCGAAACGCGGUUCGAAGGGCAUUAACCUGAACAAGGCGCAGCGCAUGGCCUCCGAAGCGGUGUCCCUGUCCAUGUCCACUCCUGGAGACACCCUCAUGAUGCUGGGACAGGCUCGAGCCAGGAUGGACAUGGAGAUCAUGCUGCCGUCACCACCCAUCAAGAUAUUGGAUCAACUUCUCGAAAAUGCAAUAAUGAUAUACGCAAGAAAACGUGUGAAUAUAAUGAUGCAGCACGUCCAACAUGCGGCUUACUACAGAGCGGCACAGGAGUUCAACCAUCUCCCACGAUCACCAGCUUCUCUAAAGGGGGGCCACAAGCCAGUGCGAUGGUCCACACAAAAUGAUACGGAGCUACCACCUAAGGCUACGAACCAGCGAAACUCGGCCAUAGCUUUUGGCGAGAUAACUCACAUACAGGCUAAGGACUCUGUGGAUUACGAUUUGAAGCGUACGAGAGAUCGACCACCCACGCCAGUACCGUCUUUGACAACGCUUGUAGAGGUGACUUUCUCCGAUAACGUCGAGAAUUUGCCAGACCCCGUCUCUAAUGCCAGUAAUUUACCUGAAAGAAGGAAAAUGAUUGAGAUGGUGAAUAUUGCCGGUAGAGUCAUGAUGCGAUCUUUGAAUAAACGCAUCACCAGUGCCAUCGAUUUGGUCAUCAAGAAAAUCACACUGCCGCACAUAAGACAUCCAAUGACGUGGAGCGAGGCAGUGGACGGUGUGUCGACGGCGGUGGUGGAAGGCCGCGUGAGGCCAGACUGCCCAGAACUCCGGCAGGCCACGAUGCACAUGGCGUACGCGGUGCUCCAAUCGAUACGGCAGCGGAGCGUUGAGAAUCGGAAACUGCAAAAGGGAACAAGAUGUACUCCGAAGCAAGAAGAUUUUUACAAAGCAAAAGACGAUUGAAGAUUGAUUUUGGGAUGUUU
Aricia agestis (brown argus) is the source of this 2139-nucleotide messenger RNA. RefSeq lists its product as uncharacterized. The transcript is spliced from 13 exons. Bases 53 to 2119 code for a protein of 688 amino acids. The record is from RefSeq and is a predicted model, not a curated record. Lineage: Eukaryota; Metazoa; Arthropoda; Insecta; Lepidoptera; Lycaenidae.